AGAAGAAAGUAUUUCAUAUGCUAGGCAUUCUAUCAGGUAUUGCAGCAACAACAAUUGCUCUUACAACUGCUGCAAUUUUACUUUUAAGAUGCAGAAGAAAGGAUGGGAUUUCAAGAAACACUGAUUUGUUGCCCAUGGGAUUGCCAAAAAUGAUUUCAUACUAUGAACUUGUGCAAGCAACCAAUGGUUAUGAUGAAAGCAAUUUACUUGGCAAAGGGGGUUUUGGAUCUAAAUAUAAGGGUAUUUUGACGGAUGGGACAGUUGUAGCUGUGAAAGUUUUCACUUUACUAGCAGAAGUCACUUCCGGGAGUUUUGAUACAGAGUGUGAAGUUCUACGCAACCUUCGCCAUAGAAACCUAACCAAAGUGAUUGGUAGCUGCUCUAACUUGGACUUUAAAGCCUUGGUGCUUGAUUAUAAGUCCAAUGGGAGCCUUGAGAAAUGGUUGUACUCCCACAACCAUUGCCUGGAUCUGCUGCAAAGGAUAAGCAUAAUGAUGGAUGUUGCUUCUGCAUUGGAAUAUCUCCAUUUUAGUUAUACAACACCAGUGGUUCACUGUGAUCUGAAACCUAGCAACAUAUUACUCGAUGAAAGUAUGGUUGCUCAUGUGAGUGAUUUUGGUAUGGCAAAGUUUUUGGAUGAAGAAAAUAGUGUUCUGCAUACCAAGACACUUGCAACGCUUGGAUACUUGGCACCAGAGUAUGGACUUGAAGGGCAGGUGUCAAAGAGAGUUGAUGUGUAUAGUUUUGGCAUUGUUUUGAUGGAAACCUUUUCAAGAAUGAAGCCGAGUGAUGAGAUGUUCAAAGAUGAUUUGAGCCUGAAGAGUUGGAUUGAAGAAUCUCUGCCUGAUGCAACAACUCAGGUUAUAGAUGCAAACUUACUGGGGCGACAAGAUGAGCAUUUCAAUGAGAAAUUGGAGUGUAUUUCAGUGAUCUUCAAAUUGGCUUUGAGUUGCUGUGCUGAAUGCCCGCGAGAUCGGACUAAUAUGAAGGAUGUUGUGGCAGCACUUCAAAAGAUAAAACGUCAAAUUGAGUGUUUUCCGAAUAUCUUGGCAUGAAAGAUGAUGCCAAGAUUUGAAACAUGAAGCAAAAUAAGUUAUAUUAUCCACCUUAAGUAUGCUGAUAUAUCAAUAAUAUAUUAUUAAGA
Molecule: messenger RNA, 1144 nt
Organism: Coffea eugenioides
Lineage: Eukaryota; Viridiplantae; Streptophyta; Magnoliopsida; Gentianales; Rubiaceae
Product: probable LRR receptor-like serine/threonine-protein kinase At3g47570
Exons: 3
Coding region: 18-1055 (345 amino acids)
Biological process (GO): protein phosphorylation
Molecular function (GO): protein kinase activity; ATP binding
Source: RefSeq, a predicted model, not a curated record